Molecule: messenger RNA, 2760 nt
Organism: Pyrus x bretschneideri (Chinese white pear)
Lineage: Eukaryota; Viridiplantae; Streptophyta; Magnoliopsida; Rosales; Rosaceae
Exons: 5
Coding region: 482-2317 (611 amino acids)
Source: RefSeq, a predicted model, not a curated record
UUUCCUAGGUCCCAUAGUGUUGGUAGAUUGUCGAAUAUACCCAUUCAGUCCGUAGGAUCGUAGCAAUAUCAGAGACUUUUUACUUGAUUAACUGGCAGUGGCUGGAAAGCAGGAUUGCUUAUUUAGGGGAAAGGAAACUUGGACCUUGGCUCUUCUAUAUUGAAGAGUACCUUCUGGGUACCCAACUUGUGGAUAUUUUCAUCUUUCAUAAGUUUGACGGAGGCAAUUUUAGUUGUGAUAGAUUGGGAUAAAGCAAUUGGCACUUAUUGUUUCGAGGAGUACAAUCUGAGUUGUGGUAGUCACUUGCUUAUCGUGGUUGAUUGUGAAGCAAGAUUGGCUGUUGAAGUGGAAGAGAGAAAUAGUUUUGUUCAAACUCGGUAUAUCUUUGUCGAAAUAUAAUAAGUUUGGGGUAAGGGCAAGAGGUGGUGGAGAAGGUGAGAAGUGUUUCUGUUGUUAUAGCUGAUCAUGUUCACUGCUCCUUAUGGAAAGAAGUGAACCCACCUUAGUUCCAGAAUGGUUGAGAGGUACAGGAAGUGUUACUGGGGGUGGCAGUUCAGCCCACCAUUUUGCAUCAUCUUCUUCUCACUCAGAGGUUUCUUCUUUGGCUAAUCAUCUGAGAAAUAGAACCUCAAAGAGCAUAAGUGAUUUUGAUACACCGCGCUCUGCUUUCCUGGACCGUUCUUCCUCUUCCAAUUCCCGGAGGAGUUCUAGUAAUGGUUCCGCAAAGCAUGCUUACAGUAGUUUUAACAGAAGCCACCGUGAUAAGGACCGUGAGAAGGAAAAAGACAGAUUAAAUUUUGGAGACCAUUGGGACCAUGACUCUUCUGACCCUCUGGGAAACAUUUUCACCAGUAGGGUUGAGAAGGAUACUUUGCGACGUUCUCAGUCUAUGGUGUCCAGGAAGCAGAGUGAGCCUUCGCCCCGAAGAGCUGCUAUUGACUCAAAAAGUUCUAGUAACAGCAAUCAUCAAAAUGGCAAUGGUUUGCUUUCUGGGGUUGGAGUUGGUAGUCAGAAGGUUGUGUUUGAUAAGGAUUUCCCCUCACUUGGAACUGAAGAAAGGCCAGCUGCAACUGAUAUUGGAAGAGUUCCAUCCCCUGGAUUUAGCACAGUUGUUCAAAGCUUGCCUGUUGGUAGUUCAGCUUUAAUUGGUGGGGAGGGGUGGACCUCAGCUCUGGCAGAGGUCCCUUCAACUAUCAUUGCGAGCAGUAACUCAGGGUCCUUUCCUGUUCAACCAACUGUUGCUACUACUUCAAGUUCUGGGGCAUCAACUGCAAUGUCUGGUCUUAACAUGGCUGAAGCAUUAGCACAAGCUCCAGCAAAAGCUCGCACUGCUCCUCAGUUGUCUAUCAAGACACAGAGGCUUGAAGAAUUGGCAAUCAAGCAAUCAAGGCAAUUAAUUCCAGUGACACCUUCAAUGCCCAAAGCUUCUGUUCUCAAUUCUUCUGACAAAUCAAAGCCCAAAACAGCAGCCAGAACUGGGGAAACAAAUGCGCCAGUUAAAGUUGGACAACAGCAGCCCUCUCAAUUGCACAAUCAAUCUCUUCGUGGUAGUUCUGUCAAGUCUGAUGCUCCAAAGACUUCUAAGUUCCUUGUUCUCACCAAAGGAUGGGAAAAUGGAGUCUCCUCUUCACCAAAGGAUGUCACUAGCCCAACAAGUAAUGCCAGCAGUAAAGCAGCAAAUAGCCCACUUGCUGUUGCUCCCCCAGUUGCAUCCACUCCCUUAAGGAGCCCCAACAACCAGAAGCUUUCAUCUGUGGAGCGCAAGGUAGCUGCCUUGGAUCUGAAAUCUGGAUCUACGUUGGAAAAGAGACCUUCUUUGUCUCAAGUCCAGAGCCGGAAUGAUUUUUUCAAACGCUUGAAGAAUAAAACCUUGAUGAACAGUUCAAUUACUCUCCCAGAUCCAGGCCCAAACAUUUCAUCUCCUACUAAGGAGAAAUCUGGAGAAAUACAUAGGGAAGUAUUCAGUGAUCCUGCGAGCCCUCACACCAUUGAAAAUGGUGCUCUGGUGACUGGCAAUGGUGAUAGCUCUGAAGGUGUUCAGAAGUUUUCCGAUACUGCCCUCAGUGCGGCUGUUUAUCCGGAUGAGGAAGAGGCUCGUUUUCUUCGAUCCCUUGGUUGGGAGGAAAACUCUGGGGAUGAUGGUGGCCUUACAGAAGAAGAGAUAAAUGCAUUUUAUGACCAGUACAUGAAAUCACGACCAUCUCUAAAAUGCCGAGGCAUGCAGCCAAAGCUUGCUGUGGCAUCUGAAUCUCCUGCGACUAAUUUGGGUGGGGCUCGGUCUGAAUUGAGCUCAACUGACUCUGGGUCUGAAGCUUGAUUUACAUUUUCCCUUACACAUAGAUCCAAGAAUUUUCAAUUUUUUGAUGGCAGAUGGUUAGUCUCUUUUCUCUUUUGUUUUGCGAAAAAAGAAAGAAAAGAAAGAAAACUGAUGAGUUUGGGUAUGAAAGAAAGAGAAUGGGUUUCGGUUCGAACUCUGGAUCCUGCAAAUAGUGCAAUAAGUGUUACAGGUGCCCCAAUCCUGUCUGCCUAAAAUGUUUCUUUUUCGUUCGUUUAGGUUUUAAGUUUCAUGGGGGGAGAUAGGUUAGGGGCUAUUUUCUCUGCAGUGGAAGAAGAAUGAGGAAUUGAUAUUUCGGUGUAUUUGGGUCCUUUUCUUCAUUUUUUUUUCCUUCCAGGAGGGUUUUCAUUCUACAAGAAAAAGCUUACGAUGUUUUUUGGUCAAAUUUUACGGAAAAGGAUAAAUUAAAAAGGGGUUUAUUUUUA